AUGGAUGCUCGUGCCUACAGAAGCACACAAGACUUCAAGCAGCAACAAUUUCCGUUGAUUGUGACUCCUUCGACAACAAUAAAAGACUUGCAGCGUUUCCUAGUGGAUCAAUGGGUUCUUUCCAAGAACCUGCUUGUAAAAUUUUCACUCUCUGAUCACUUUUUCACUCUUAAAGGCCAAAUAUUACGUCUGGAUGGGACGCUAGAUAGUUCUUAUAUUCAUAACGACGACACUAUUUACCUACGCUUUGUAUCAUUGGGAAGAAUAUGCGAUCCAUGGGCCAUGUCGACAAGCGAAUUGCGUGUCGAGCUAAAAGCUCGAAAUGCAUACGAAGUCAACUUACAACCCGAAGAGUUAAUGCAGCGAUUGCAAAACUUUAAAAUGGAAGAAAGUCGACUGGGACGGCUUCAACAAGCUACCAGGAAGGAGGAAACUGAGCGUGUAGAAACAAUCGCAAAAGAAAGUGUGGACUUGCACUUGCAUCGCAAGCAAAACAACAUGAAUUUGACACCAAGCGAGAAAACAGUCGUGCGUCCUACGUCAUUUGCAUCGUGGCCAAUCGAUCCAUGUGUCAAUCGUACAGUCUUUUUGUCCAUCACUGAAUUGGAACGCACGUAUCACCUCGUACCUCGCGAUGUUUUAGAGUCUGCGUUGUUCAUCUUCGAUACGGAGCGAAUGUGGGUAUUUGACAAACACAAUACUUUGCAGAAACAGCAAUUUGACUAUCACUACAUGUGCUUCGAGCAAGAUUUUCUUGAAAUGUUAAUAAUGAAGGAAGAAGCUGGUUUGAUACAUUGGUUUCGGCCCCAGAAGUGCUUUAAAAUGUUAUCUGCGUUCCUCACAGCUAUCUCUGAUCCUGCUACUGAAGGGAAAAAUUACCAGCCUUUGAUACUAGCGAAGAACAAAUGGCUAACUUUGUGCGGUAACAAUGGGUGGGAAGGCAAAGUUCGAUGCGAUGGACGCAAGCGCGACUCGAAACAUAAGCCAAAAUUUACACAAAGUAUUGCACGCGUAGUUUCAAAUUACUGUCAAAUAGUUUUGAUUAUGUAG
Molecule: messenger RNA, 1050 nt
Organism: Plasmopara halstedii
Lineage: Eukaryota; Oomycota; Peronosporomycetes; Peronosporales; Peronosporaceae
Exons: 5
Coding region: 1-1050 (349 amino acids)
Source: RefSeq, a predicted model, not a curated record